Messenger RNA from Oreochromis aureus, 4056 nucleotides. RefSeq lists its product as uncharacterized. The transcript has 4 exons. The record is from RefSeq and is a predicted model, not a curated record. Gene Ontology annotation, molecular function: sequence-specific DNA binding. Bases 264 to 1133 code for a protein of 289 amino acids. Lineage: Eukaryota; Metazoa; Chordata; Actinopteri; Cichliformes; Cichlidae.
AUUUUGGCUCAAACAAAGUCAGCUAUAUUUUAUCCCCGCUAAGAUGAUAUAAGUUGUUUUCAUGUUUUGUUUUUUCUGUUAAAAAUCUACAGGGCAUGACUGUGCUUCCCACAAGUUAACGUUUGAUGCAAGUGUAACAUUUUCUCGUUUUUAGAGCGUGCACGCAGUUAGUAAUGAUUAAAAGUCACAGCUGAGCUGUAUUGCAAGCCAAGCUAACUUAACAUUUAGCUUUGCUGUUGCUGUUUGUUGUGACUGUGUGUGCAAUGGGUGGCUGCUCCGCUCCAAACUGCUCCAAUUCAACCAGCAUAGGCAAGCAGCUGUUUCGGUUCCCCAAAGACCCUGUGCGGAAGAAGAAAUGGGUGGUGAACUGUCGACGGGACUUUGAACCAACUCCUCACUCCAGACUCUGUCAAGACCAUUUUGAGCAGAGCCAGUUUGAGGAAAUAGCCAGGUCUCCAGCUGGGGGGAAGAAGCUGAAACCUAAUGCUAUCCCCACUCUGUUCAAUGUUGGAGAACCUCCCUACCCCGCAUUCACGGUUCCCUACAUCCUGCACCCUUUGAAACCUGAGCCAGUGGAGAAGGAGCUGAAUUUCGGGGACCAUGGCUAUGCGAGACGCACCCCUUUGCCUGGCCUGGAGGAGGAAGAUGCGGACAGAACAUCUGAAGAUCAGCAGCCUUGCACACAUUGCCAGCUGCUUAGGAAACAGCUGGAGCAGGAGAUGCAACACACUGCAAGGCUACAAAAAGAGGCUGAAGAGAUGAAGAAACGUCUUUAUCGACUUGACCGGCUUGAAAAGGGUCUCCAGAACUUUCUGUAUGAGGACCAGAUCCGAGCCCUGUCACUCACCAAACGCUCCCGACGUGCUGUCUGGUCUCCAGAGACAAUUCUGAAAGCCCGGAAUAUCCGCUGUGCGGUUGGCACCAAGGGGUACGAGUACCUGAGAGAGAUUGGUUACCCGUUACCCUCCUAUAGGACUCUGUGUAACCGUUUGGAGACUAAGAUCAUGGUGACGACUGAUAUGAGCUGCGAGGAGCUAGCAGAGCUAGGCCUGGGGCUCAUGGCCACCUGCGACAGUCCCCCUGAAGUUGGAGAUAAUGAUGAGGAAGAACUGAUAGGUGUUUUGUCUUCUUAGCAGUUUGCGUGAAUUGCUAAAGACUAAAGAUAAGAUUUGCUGAAUUGCUGUGAGGGACAUUGUGCUUUGUAUCUCCUCCUUGAGUGACUUGUUGUGAAUUUGCUUUUGUUAUGUCAACUGGUUGCACUUGCAAAUGCUUGCAACCUAUUCUAUUAUAUGCGUGUGAUCAGCUGAUAAGAGAUGCUCAGACAGCAGUUAGCCUACAGUUUUACUUGUAGUAUUUUCUUCCCACCCUGCUGUUAUCCCAUCUAGAAUCAGUUACUGCUGAUUUUUUUUUUUUUUCAGGUCUCUGAUGCCAAAGAGGUAUUGAUAAAAAUAUAACCUUUGGUGUUGGUACGUGGCAUUAAGAGAAUCUAUUUGAAACAGCUUAAAUGUCAGCUUCCCUUAGCUUGACUAUAAUGCAGAAUAGGUGCUUGGCAAAAUCCAACUACCAUCAUGAGACCAGAGGUGGUAGGAGAAACAGUGAAGCUUAUUACAAGUGAAACAAGACUUUCCACCAGAAGACUGCAUUUCCUACUUUGGAGCUAGGUGUUUACUAAUGAGUUGAACAUAGGGAAGACUGGGUUAAAAUCAAAUGAGCCCUUAACAAUGAUAAGCAAACACAUUGAGAUGUGGGGUAUAUAUAUAUAUAUAUAUAUAUAUAUAUAUAUAUAUAUAUAUAUAUAUAUAUAUAUAUAUAUAUAUAUAUAUAUAUAUAUGAGUGUAGUGUGCAUUAAAAUCUGAUAUGUCAUGAGUUGUUAAACGAUUCUCGAUAUAAAAGCAACUGAGAGCAACCAGCACCAAAAGCAAAGGACACUGCUACGCCAGCAGCUUUGACAGAACAGCAGGAAACGGGGAUGGACUCGCCACCUAUGAAAAUGCUGACCCACUGUGAGCUUGAACAUGUGCAGAGCAUGUGUACCAUGUAGCUUGUUACUGAUUGUUGUUGAGAAUUGUUUAGAGGGAUCAUUUGCACAAACCUGACAAGUUUGAUGCUUGUGUUUUUAAAGUCAAGUGUCUCACGUCUGAACUUGGCUGAUAUUUUACUGGCUCUGUUUACAUGUAUAAUAAAAUUAGUAUUUGGGAUAUUUAACUUUAUUUAAGUUUCAUAUAGACACAUCUCAUUACAGAGUGUUCCCUCGACAUUGUGAUUUUUUUCUUUUUUCUUAUUUAUUUUCAAUCUUUCUAUCUUUUUGUUUUGUUUUUUCUUUUUUAGGGUGGGGUGUAAAGCACAUGAUUUAUGUCUUUAACCACAAGACGGGUUUAGUAUCAAACUAUAUUGUUCAAUCAUACCUCUCCAAUUUAAGCAUUAAUAAAACUGAAUUUCUGUACCUUAUUUUGGUCACAUGUACACAACUGAGACCCUCGCUGUUUUUCAAUAAGGUUCCAAAAACUAUGUAUGGAAAAGGAAAUAAGGGUAAAUCCUGCACUGGUGAAUAACCUAAUUCUGCACUACAGUGUAAAUUUCAGUCUGAGAAUUUCCCCUUUGCUCUGUUUUGAAGUGUUCAAACUUUCUGGAUAGUUUAAGUCAAGGUACAACCUAGAAAUUUACACAGAAGCUUGAAUAUAUACAUACUUCCACUAAUAUUUUAUUAAAUGUCCCUUAGCCCGUUGUACCUCAACCAGACACCUUUGGUAGCUGUUUCCAUGGGUACGGACAUGACUUUUAAGCACAAUCCACAAAUUGUCGAUACUCUUGAGUGUUUUGGGAAGGCCAUUCUGGCAGCUUAAUGUUGGCCUCCUUUGUGUGUUUGAGAUCAUGUCAUGUUAGAACAACCAAUUAUGUCCAUGUUUCAACUGUCUAGCUGUCAAUUUGUGAUGUUGAGACUCCCGAUACAUUUGGGUCAAUUUGGAGGCAGUCCUCUCUCAUUAUUCGGUCCACUUUGUGCAAAGUACCAGUACCACUGGCAGUAAAACAAACCCAGAGCAUGAUGCUAACAUCACCAUGCUUGACCACUGGUACAGUGUUCUUAAGUUGAAAGCCUCUCCUUUACUCCUCCAAACAUACCUCUUGUCACUGAGGCCAACAGGCUCAGCCUUUGCCUCAUCUGGCCAUAAAACCUUUAUGCAGAAAGCAUUUCUUUCUCAUCCACGAGUGAGGCUCAGGUUGUUGAUUUUGAUGCAGAGGCUUCUUUCUUGGUUGGCAUCCACUCCCAUGGCAAUGUAAAAAUCUCUGCUCUGUGGACAGUGACCCCGGUGUUCCAGCAGUUCCCAGUUCAUAGCAAUUGCAAACGUUAGUGGUUCUUAACCAGUUUCCCCUCAUUUGAGGGGGACAGUUUAGGUCUACUAUCAGACCUUAACAAAGCAGUCGAACACCUUGUACUUUUGAUAGUUGUUUGCAAGGUUAUUAUAGUUCACUUAAACUAGAUGUGGAAACAAUUAAUAAUUUUAUUAACUGAAAAAAAAAAACUUGCAAAAAAGAUUAAAGUAACAUGAUUUUGUGAAUUUGGAAAACUAGCUAAAAUAUAAAUAAAAAACAGAGGAAAAUACUUAGUUUUGGUAUGUUGCUUUGGUAAAACUCGACUAUUGAGGUAUUGGAUAGAGGUCUGGUUUUUUGGAAUACUCAUUUUCCUAAAUCUUGCCUCUGAUAUAUACCCAUUAUACAAUAAUAACUAAAAAGACUACAAAUAACACAAAAACUAAUAAAAACUCAAUUAAAUUAAAAGCGAAAAGUUAAAAUAAAAAUUAAACCUAAUUUAGAAAAUACAUAACUAUAAUACCUGAGUUCCUGAGACCUUCCUAUUGGGAGUACUGGUCAAUACAGUAAACAUUACCUGUUUUCACUGGCAAAGAGAAACUACCAGUUGUGCUCAAUUAUGAUCCCCAACAAGAAUACUUAUUAAAAGAUUUAAAUGACUGCAUGUGUCUAUUUGAGCCUGUAUGUAUAAUUUUGAUCCUGUGUGGAUCAGAGAAAAUCCAAUAAAUUUAAACUUGUGCACCGGAA